UAGUAGUAGCAAAAUGGCUUCACCGUAUUUGGAGAAUCCUGUAGACAUCGGAGCCCAAAUUGUACAAAGGGCUUUACGCAGGGAAAGAGUUAUAAGAGAUAAACAAAACCCACUGGCAUUCUCUGAUGAGCACUUAUACGAGAGAUACAGGUUUUCGUCGGGGGGAAUGUUAUAUCUUUGUCGGCUUCUUGAGCCCCAUAUUAAAAACCCGACGCGGCGAAGCCACGCGACCACUGUCCCGCAAAUGAUUUGUAUCGCUUUGCGUUUCUUCGCAAGUGGCACAUACCUGUAUGAGGUGGGCGAUGCCGAGAAGCUCAGCAAAAACACAGUUUGCCGAACUAUUCGUAGGGUGGUUAUCGCACUCCAGAGAUACAUAAACACUUUCAUUGCGUUCCCUGGACAUUUACCCACCGUGGCCAUAAAAGACGGCUUCUCUAAAAUAGCUGGAUUCCCUAGAGUUAUUGGAGCAAUAGAUUGCAUGCACAUUCCAAUCUCUACACCAACAAAACAAAUUGAGGCUGAUUAUCUUAACAGAAACGCUACUCAUAGCCUCAACGUUCAGAUAACUUGUGACCAUCAGUGUAUGAUCACAAGUCUGGAUGCCAGAUGGCCUGGCUCUAUGCUGGACACCCAAAUUUUCGAGAAGUCCUUAAGUCUUUCUUCUUGUUCCAUCAAUUAA
Messenger RNA from Sinocyclocheilus rhinocerous, 679 nucleotides. RefSeq names its product putative nuclease HARBI1. The record is from RefSeq and is a predicted model, not a curated record. Lineage: Eukaryota; Metazoa; Chordata; Actinopteri; Cypriniformes; Cyprinidae. The coding region runs from base 14 to 679 and encodes 221 amino acids. The transcript is spliced from 4 exons.